Molecule: messenger RNA, 3115 nt
Organism: Folsomia candida
Lineage: Eukaryota; Metazoa; Arthropoda; Collembola; Entomobryomorpha; Isotomidae
Exons: 5
Coding region: 463-2544 (693 amino acids)
Source: RefSeq, a predicted model, not a curated record
AUGAAGAUUGGCAACACAGCAUACAAGAAAAACAGCUUUUUCAGCAUUGCAACUAUUACCAUUUGCAAGUGCAAAGCGUAAAUUUUACUGAAUAAUUAAUUGUUUGAGUCAUUAAUUGACGUUAUAAUAAAUUUAUAAUAUAAAUAUCACAUUGUUUGGACUUUUGCUGCAUCUGGAAGUAUUAGAGAUAUAGAAGAAAGGAAGUUGUGCCAUUUUUAUUUAUAAAUCGAAACCGGAUGACAAACACUUGUGAAAGUCGCUUUCGAAGGUGGUCAGCUCGUGUGGAUGGAACAAGGACGAGGAGGAACGGACCAUCUUCUUCCCUUGAGGUUCCUGACGUUGGAACCUUCCUGUCUCCGACUGCUGCCUUGAGCCCGUGCCGUAAUUGCGUGGGCGUAGUCCGUCGCCGACUAGUAGGAGAUCUAAGAUUCGUAGUGAAACAUCGACAAGGAGGAGGAAAUUAUGGCAUUAUCAAAGUUCGACGAGGCCUGGGCAAUUUUGGGGUUGAACCAUCGCCAAGAUGUCCUUGAAGCAAUUUUUCGCGUCUCUGACUUAAAGUCUCUAAAACGAUUCCGUCUCGUGUGCCACCUUUGGAACAAAGAAGUCCUACGCAUUCUUCCAGAAAAAUCGUACAUUCGGACCAGCCGGGGAUCCCUUUUCUUUCUCUACUCGACCCUCGAAACUUGUCCUACCCCACAAUAUUUCCUUACAACUUUGGAAAUUCACUUUUCUGAUUCUGGGAUGAAUAAUAUACUGAAAGAAAUCCUGGAAAAGUAUGGCCACCACUUGAAACAUUUGCGAUGUGCGGGAGAUAUUCGAGAAAAUAGUAUCAGCGUCGUGGAAAGAAACCGAAACGGGAACAAUAUACUUGAUACAUCGCCAGAUGAUCGCUCCCAUAUUCGCACAAAUAUUCAGAUAACGUCCAACAUGUUGACGGUAUGGUGCCCAAAUCUGACGUCUGUUCGGUUCUCGACCUCCAUUCGAAUACCCGAUUGUUGUCCGACGAUUGAUUUGACGAAUAAAUCUGUAAAACCGAUCGGCGGAGGAAACAACGGUAAUGGAAAUGGAAAUCUCGUCAGUAUAAGUCGCACCUCUCCGCCACCACCAUCAGCUCUUCCUCUGCGCCUUACCAGUAUUGAACUGGAUGGCUAUAUGAUCUCUUCUCUUCGCACUUACUGCCUUCAACUGCUCCACGUAUCCCCUUAUUUGACCAGAUUGUCAAUCACUUUUGGAUUAAAGUUCGCCAAGGGUUUGCCAAUCUGGGAACCAUUACCGGAAGUCAUUACUUUCUUCACAGAGCUUAAAAAGAAACCGGAAAUAACGCGGAGAUUGAAAGAAUUUUGCGCGAUUGGGUUAAAAGUUGCCCAGUUGACGGAUGUAAUUGCAGACUUGGAGUUUUCAUCAGACCUCCUGCAAGGAAUUGGAAUCAGUGGAGCGACAAAUGUUUCGGACCCAGAGUUUCCCAAAUUUGUCACAUUCCUGGAAAAGUUGUCAACAUUUCAAAAUUUGGGGAAGCUGACGAUUUUCAAAUGCUCAUGUGCCUACUGCGAGUGGCGAAAUUGGAGGGAAAAACCACGUUGGAGGGAUAUCGAACAAACGAUUCCUGUUAUGAGGAAUGUCAAACAUUUGGAAAUUGCGACGAAUGGAACGCAUGGAAUUGCUUCGUUAUCCUUGCUAAAUAGAUUUCCUUCGCUGGACACGCUGGAGUUUUCCUUGUGUCGAGUAGGCCACGAAAAUCCUGACCAUCACAUCGACAAUGCAGCCGAUUACGUGGAUUUCGACUAUUUCAUGGCUGAAUGGGUGUAUCUCAGAAUGACGGCGAAAUAUGGCGACUUGCUGAAAGCGAAUUGUCAAAGUAUCAAAAGCUUGACGAUUCAUCACACCCUUUUCCGACUGGAAUCUCUGAAAUGCAUUCAGGAGGCAUUUCCAAACCUGAGAAAAUUGAGUAUCUCAAUCCGAAGUGGGGUCACGUAUUGCUGGGAGGUUUACAUGGAGUCGAAACUUUCACUUUCGUCGUGUUUGGAAGUUCUUGCCAAGCUUCCACGGUUGGAGGAAUUGUACGUCAUGAUGCCGACGGGAGUAAUCUAUCCUCAGCAGGAAGUCAGUCGAGCUAUUAAAAUCCUGCGAGAAUUUCCAGAGCUUCGUCGUUUCAAUGUCGCAUUGGGACCACCAGGUCACUCACGCCGAGCCCCGUUUCGAUCUCGUGACGCAUCUGACUCGUCAGUUCGUGACCUCUUCUCUGAUUUCGUCCUGAACCGGGAAACCCACUUAUUCCGCUCUUUGACAAUCACAUUUCGAGGAAUUUGCUGCUGCAAAGUUACUCAACCAGACUUAGCGGACAUUCGAAAAGUGCUGUCCUCCUACAAGCAAAGUUAUCGAUUUAAUUGGUGCUGCCAUCGGUGUGCUCGGAUUCUUGCAAGAUAUGGAAACAAGCGCUAUGAGUAUUCUCCCGUCGUAAAAUUCGACAAUAAUAAUGCUAAUUCUCAACCCAUUUGUGAAUCUAGUCAUUAUUCUGUGGAUAUUGAUGCGCUAUCUAUUGUAUAAAUUGUUGUCAUUCUAGUUUUACGAGGUUACACAAUUCUUAUUACAACUUUGUUAUAAAGAGAGACGUGGCCAUUAAAUUUUUAAGUUAUUGUACUAUACUAGUAGCUAUUCUCGACUGAAUUGAGUAAAAUAUUGCCACGAACAGAGUUGUUCAGAAAUCUGUGAUUUCAAUUUUGUACUUUAUACAUAAUUGAAAUGUUUCACUGUCACAUCGAUUUGAUAAGCUUGUCAUGCUAUUUAAAUAUGCAGACUUUGCCGUUUCUUUAAAUGGUAAUAAGUAUAAAUUUCCAUGUUGUAUUAUUAUUAACCUUUUCUUGUACUCAUUGUUUUGCUCUGUCAUUGAAUUUUGAGUCCCUAAAUUUUUACCUGUAUUUUUACGUAUUGCAAUUACAAAGGUGUAUUUCUCCUGUUAUAUUUUAUAUCAUGCAAAAUUUUCAUGAAAAUUGUAAUUCAUAACUAUUCUCUGUUAUGCUAAAAGUUGUAUUUUUUCCACAUUUUAUUUUUUAUAUCUUUGAUAUUUACUUGUAUUUUAAAAAAAUUAAACGUAAUAAACUGAAGUCUGUAUCUGUGA